CUUGUUCGGCGUGAGUAUACAGCAAAUGAAGGUUGGGAAACAUUUCUGUCAUACGAAGAUACACUUCAGGAUAUUCUUGUUGGGUUGUUGCGACUGCGGGAAUGUGGCCGGAAUACUACUUGCCCUGAACUCCAUGUAUAUGGAUGGAACUGCUGUUCCAGUUCACGGCAGAGAUGCUGAUAAGCUACAACACCAGGGUUAUGGUACACAGUUGAUGGAAGAAGCGGAGCGAAUAGCUGCAAGGGAGCACAGGUCAACAAAAAUAGCAGUGAUAUCGGGAGUAGGAACCCGCCAUACAGGAAAUUGGGGUAUGAGCUGGAAGGGCCUUGCAUGGUGA
Hibiscus syriacus is the source of this 337-nucleotide messenger RNA. Its product is annotated as elongator complex protein 3-like. Lineage: Eukaryota; Viridiplantae; Streptophyta; Magnoliopsida; Malvales; Malvaceae. Gene Ontology annotation, cellular component: nucleus; cytoplasm; elongator holoenzyme complex. The coding region runs from base 26 to 337 and encodes 103 amino acids. The record is from RefSeq and is a predicted model, not a curated record. Gene Ontology annotation, biological process: tRNA wobble base 5-methoxycarbonylmethyl-2-thiouridinylation. The transcript is spliced from 3 exons.